Thermochaetoides thermophila DSM 1495 is the source of this 2541-nucleotide messenger RNA. Its product is annotated as malic enzyme-like protein. The transcript has 4 exons. Bases 1 to 2541 code for a protein of 846 amino acids. The record is from RefSeq and is a predicted model, not a curated record. Gene Ontology annotation, cellular component: mitochondrion. Gene Ontology annotation, biological process: pyruvate metabolic process; malate metabolic process. NCBI's taxonomy places the organism in Eukaryota, Fungi, Ascomycota, Sordariomycetes, Sordariales, Chaetomiaceae. Gene Ontology annotation, molecular function: NAD binding; malate dehydrogenase (decarboxylating) (NAD+) activity.
AUGGGGAAAUCAGGAAUGUCCAGAUUGGCGCUGCUCGCGUCGCAGAGGGCCGGCGUGCAAAAGCUCUUAAAGCAGCUGGCCCCGAGCAAUCGGCGUGCUGGCCAGACGAUCCAAAUUUCGUGGACUUUGACCAAGGCAUUGCUCGCCUCUUCUUCUUUUGACUCUCCUUUUUUGUCGUCAGCAACCGUCAGACGCAGCCUUACGUUUGCCGAAGGCCGUAAUAAUCAUUCUAUUAAUACGGACUUUACCGAUACCAGUACCAGUACCGGUACCAACACCCUUAGCAACCAUCUCAGGCACAGCUCCAGUUCCACGCCCACGGCGACGGCCACGCCCGCACCCACUACCGCUACCACUAGACUCACGCCGCAGGGGAACCCAGGAACCCUCCUCGAACGCCUGGUCCAGCCCUGCCUCGACCACGUCGGCCCCGUUGCCCUCGCGCUCCCCCCGUGGAUUUACACAUUUGUUAUCCUCGCCCGACUCCCCCUUCUGCUGCUCUUUCUCUCCUUCCCUCUCCCCCCAGCUUCUCUUUCUCUUUUAUCUAUUGCCGGCCCUGCCAUGGCGUCGUAUGCGUCCAGCACAUCCUCGUCGCCCUCCACAGACAUCUCAACACCCCGAUCCCGCUCGCCCUCAUCCGUGGCCUCGGCCCGCUCAUCACACUCAUCCAUCUCCAGCUCCAAGCGCAUGAGCAUAUCGUCGUCGCGCAGAAUCUUUGCUGCAAACCCUAUGGCGUCCGUCGACAUCGAAGCCAUUGAAGAGGCCAUGCGCAUGGCCAAGCUCGACACACUCCGCGGCUAUGCGCAGAACAACUACGCCGAGGUGAAGCAGCUUUGCCAGACCGAGUACAUCCCCAAGCACCAGGCCCUCGGCUACCAGAUCCUCAACGAGCCGAUGUGGAACAAAGGCCUGUCGUUUACACCUGAGCAACGCAUCGCCAAGAAUCUCACCGGCCUCAUCCCGCACGUUAUGGAAGAUGCAGAGAGGCAGUGCGAGCGUGCGCUCAAGAUGAUUCGCACGCGCCAGACCAACAUCGACAAGUACUUGUACCUGUCGUCGCUCAAGCGCGAGAACAUCGACCUCUUUUACCGCCUGCUCAUCGACAACGCCAAGGAGCUGAUGCCCCUGGUCUACACCCCGACCAUUGGCGAUGUCUGUCUGCAGUACUCGACUCUCUACACUCGGCCGGAGGCGCUGUACAUUUCGAUUAAGCAGCGAAAGUCAAUGAAGACGAUCCUCAGGAACUGGCCCUACCCCAACCCCGAGAUCUGCGUCGUGACCGACGGGUCGCGCAUCCUCGGCCUGGGUGAUCUCGGUGUCAAUGGCGUCGGCAUUCCGAUCGGCAAGCUAGCCCUGUAUGUGGCCGCAGCCGGUAUCCACCCGGAAAAGACGCUGCCCAUCGUUCUGGAUUGCGGCACCAACAACGAGACCAACCUCAAGGAUCCGCUGUACCUCGGCCUGCGUGCCAAGCGGCCCUCCGUUGCCGAGCAGCAGGAGUUCAUGGACGAGUUCAUGGAGGCCUGCCGCGAGGUCUACCCGGAUAUGGUUGUGCAGUUUGAGGAUUUCGAGAGCGAGAAAGCCUUUAACUACCUCGAUCGCUAUCGCAACAGCUACAAGUGCUUCAAUGAUGACAUUCAGGGUACCGGUGCCGUCGUGCUUGCCGGUUACAUCGGUGCCGUGAACCUCUCCAAUGUUCCCAUCGAGGAGCAACGCCUCGUCUUCAUGGGCGCUGGCUCGGCUGGUGUCGGUGUCGCUAAGCAGCUGGUUGAGUACUACACCAAGCGCGGUCUGUCAGAACAGCAGGCCAAGGACAAGUUCUACCUUGUCGACACCAAGGGUCUGGUGACCAAGGACCGUGGCGAUAAGCUCGCCGAGCACAAGAAGUACUUCGCCCGCACCGACAACAACGGCCGCCAGUUCCGCACUCUCGAGGAGGUCAUCGAGUAUGUCAAGCCCACUGCCCUCAUCGGCCUGACUGCCACCCACGGCGUCUUCACCGAGUCGGUCGUGCGCGCCCUCAAGGCCUCUGUCGACGGCGGCGGCCACGGUCGUCGUCCUAUCCUCUUCCCCCUCAGCAACCCCCUCAGCAAGGCCGAGUGCACCUUCGAGCAGGCUGUCGACUGGACCGACGGCACCGUCAUCUUUGCCUCGGGCUCCCCAUUCUCGCAGUACACCAAGAACGUCGGCGACGUCGAGGUCACUUACUACCCCAACCAGGGUAACAAUGUCUAUGUGUUCCCUGGCAUUGGUCUGGGUGCUAUCCUGGCUAAGGCUUCCCGUGUUACGGAUAAUAUGAUCUAUACCUCAGCGGCGGCCCUCGCGGGUACCCUGAAUGCGGAUGAGAUUCGCAAGGGUCUGAUUUACCCGCGCAUUGAGCGUGUGCGGGAAUCCAGCUUGGUUGUGGCCCGUGAGGUGAUGAAGGCUGCCCGGAGGGAUGGUGUCAGUCAGUUGGAUGAGUCGCUGUGGCAGCAGUUUGAGGAGUGGGGUGAUCCAGCUCUCGAUAAGUGGAUUAAGGAUCGGAUCUACAACCCGCAGCUUUGA